Molecule: messenger RNA, 951 nt
Organism: Caenorhabditis briggsae
Lineage: Eukaryota; Metazoa; Nematoda; Chromadorea; Rhabditida; Rhabditidae
Exons: 3
Coding region: 1-951 (316 amino acids)
Molecular function (GO): acyltransferase activity, transferring groups other than amino-acyl groups
Source: RefSeq, a predicted model, not a curated record
AUGGGUGUGACAGCAGAUCUAAACAUGCGGAAAGGCAUCAAAGUCGUGCUCAACCCAACACAAGAGUAUUUCGAUCAAUUUCAAGAGUGGAUCACCGAGACUGAACGCUGGAACUACAGACGUGCCGAGUACAAGCUGUGGUGCACUGCAUUCGAGAAGUUCUGGCUCUACAUGGCAAUCGACGAGGAAAACGAUGAAUGCGUCAGUGUGGUGUCAUUGGCACUUCAACGGAAUUCCGACGGCAAGAAGCUCUACUCGAUCGGAAACUACUACUGCGUGCCGGAAUGGAGGGGAAAGGGAAUCAGUAACAAACUGUUUGUACAGGUCAUGAAACAUGUGGGAAAAGAGAAUUGUACACUGUUCGGAGCUGUUGAGAUGUCCUCCCUUUACGCAACACGCUUUAACUUCUCCAUUAUGAACGAGUACUGGCACAACUUCGCAGAUAUGGACGCUGCUGAUCUCGUCAUUCCGGCAAUGCCAAACGGGUUUACUUGCAAGAAAAUCGAGGAAAACGAUUGGGAGAAACUUCACGAGUACGAUGAAACAAUCUGUGAUCUUAAUCGCAGAAAGUAUAUGAAAUCCAACUUGUCCACUGCAGGAACUAUUGCCCGCUUGGUCACCAAUGAAACCGGAAAGAUCGUUGGAUUCGGAGCAAUCAAAAUGGCAACUGGAAAUGAGCUCAUUCUUGCUCCAUUGUAUGCUGAAUCAUUCGAUGCUGCAACUGCAUUGAUGGCCUCCAUCCUUAAGGGAAUUCCAAAUCUUCUAUCGUUUACAAGUCUUAUUACAAUCUACCCGGACGCCAACAAUGACGUACCACGUUUGUUAUCGUUAAUAAGUAAUGAUAAUUUCGACUCGCACCAAGCGUAUCGUCAUCAAUUCACUAAGGAGAUGAUGGACUUCCCACAGCACAAAAUCUACGGAACCGACGAAGUCUCUCACAGUCCAUGCUAA